Molecule: messenger RNA, 1438 nt
Organism: Varroa destructor (honeybee mite)
Lineage: Eukaryota; Metazoa; Arthropoda; Arachnida; Mesostigmata; Varroidae
Source: RefSeq, a predicted model, not a curated record
CGCGUCCAUAAGUGAGCAAUGUUUUCUAUUACGAUUUUGAGAAGUUGUAAGUUCGACGUGGAAUUCGCAGUAUAUAUGAUGUCGAGCAGCAAUAAAAACGAGACCAUUUAUUUUUCAGUAAGUGAAGCUCCGGAUAACUGUCAAAGCAUUCAAAGCCAUAUCGAGGGUACGGAGGAUCAGCUAGAAACGGGCGAAAAUAUUGUGAGCUCUACCGAACAUCAUUAUGGUGACGAUCGUUGCCGAAGUCCGGAUUUAAAAACGCCUUGCGACAUGCAGUGCACCGUUACCAGCUCCGUACCUCCUACAGUGGAAACGCAAGAGAGCGGCAUGUUACAAGAACCAAUUAGGGACAAUGAGAGCACGUUCACUGUUGAAGCGGGCGGUGAUUUACCUUUAGCGCAAGCGAAAGCUCAUGGCGUAAUUGCCGACAUCGCAAAUGAGCCCAAUACAGACCUCCCGACAGUUGUGUCUGGUACAAGUACCGCAGACGGCAUAAACGGAGACUUUAUAAACCCACCAAUUUUGACGGCGGAGGCCAAGAGCGAAGUGGGUGGAACGUUGGCAUUUGAGUUGUAUGAUGAAUCGAACGUUGACACUGUGACUACUGUAGAAGAUAGCGAGAAUAUGGAUGAACGCCCUGGACAUGAAUCUGGUGACACCGGAGCGACAAGGCUUCGAGAGUUACAGCCUCACGUAGACACUGAUCUUAACCUGAACACAGCCAGACAUUCAAACGACGAUGAUGUGGAUGACUGGAGCGUGGUUGCUCAGGCUGGCUCGGACGAUGAAAGUGUUGUCGAAGGCGUUGCUGUAGUUGAUGAUCGUGGAUUAGGGGACGUCAGUGCACGUAAUGACUGUGGCCCUGCCAUAGGCGAAGAGGCAGAAGCUGAGCAUAUCGUCCUGACGACACAUACGGACCGUGGGAGUCCUCUCUUUUUCGAAACAGCGCUCAAAGAUUCCGAAGAUACGCACGUAAAAGCUAGUGAAAGCUGCUUGCAGGUUGACAAUAGCUCUAGUUUAUCCAACGAAGGUUCUCGGCCCGUUCCGUCUACGGUGUCAAAUCCGUUAAACCGAGAUGCCCUUAUUUCUCGAGCUCCAAAUCAGCAAGUAGACUCUAGCCAAGCGGAAAAAACUGCAGAGAAUAACGAAGACCUGUACGGGCCUCGAGUGUGGGAGGUUCACGCUGCAUUUCUGAUGGCCGUAUUAGCAAUCAUUUGGAUUGUCGUCGGCGAGUUCGUGAACAGAUUCACUGCCUGGAUGAAUUACGCUGAGCUAUGAGCAAUAUCUUCGUGAUCCGUUUUUGUUAUAAUUGAUUGGUAAUAUUGGAAUCGUAUCUGUUCCAUAAUACCAUUGAAUCUACUCCUACUAUGCAGAGAUUCUUGGAAUGCUGCCACUACGCCCUUCAAUAAAUCGUGUUAUUUGAAAGUGACUGGUUCCU